Amphimedon queenslandica is the source of this 943-nucleotide messenger RNA. RefSeq names its product NFU1 iron-sulfur cluster scaffold homolog, mitochondrial-like. The transcript is spliced from 8 exons. Gene Ontology annotation, biological process: iron-sulfur cluster assembly. NCBI's taxonomy places the organism in Eukaryota, Metazoa, Porifera, Demospongiae, Haplosclerida, Niphatidae. Gene Ontology annotation, cellular component: mitochondrion. Gene Ontology annotation, molecular function: iron ion binding; iron-sulfur cluster binding. The coding region runs from base 40 to 834 and encodes 264 amino acids. The record is from RefSeq and is a predicted model, not a curated record.
UAAUAGAUCUAACUUCUUUUAAUAACUUAAGCCCUCAAAAUGGCUACCAGAAGAGUGUCCUUGCUUUUAGGAACGAGUCUCGUUCGCCGCUGGGUAAUGGGUCUUGGAUAUGGUAGGAGACCAAUCAGACAGUACUGGACACUUCGUAACUAUCCCAUCACGACCAACACAGUCAGACCAUCCUCUUUUAACCAAGUACGAUCAAUGUUCAUUCAGACUCAAGACACUCCCAAUCCAAAUAGCCUCAAGUUUAUUCCUGGUGUCCCCGUCAUGUCCUCUGGGGGUACGAGAGACUUUCCUAAUCCUCUCUCGUCCAGGCCAUCAGUCUUAGCUCAACAGCUUUUCAGGAUAGAUGGAGUGAAGAGCAUAUUCUUUGGUCCUGAUUUCAUUACUGUCACAAAGGCUGAUGAUGAUAUGCCCUGGAGUACCAUCAAGCCUCACGUGUAUGCUACUGUCAUGGAUUUCUUUGCAUCCGGUUUACCAGUAAUUAAGGAAGAAGCUACACCAUCAGGAGAUCUACCUGCAGAGGAAGAUGAAGAUGAGACAGUAAUGAUGAUCAAGGAGUUGCUUGACACAAGGAUCAGGCCUACUGUCCAGGAAGAUGGAGGUGAUAUAGUUUUUGUGGAUUUCAAAGAUGGUAUUGUCAAGUUAAAAAUGCAGGGAUCUUGCUCCAAUUGUCCUAGCAGUACUGUCACGCUCAAGGCUGGCGUUGAGAACAUGAUACAGUUUUAUGUUCCCGAGGUAAAAGGAGUUGAGCAGGUAGAAGAAGAGCUUGAUCCAAUCAAUCAGACUGCUCUUGAUCAGUUGGAGAAGUCUCUCAAUGACAAACAAUAGGCUCUUUCAGACAAUACCCUCUCUCUUUCAUUUCUGUAUUAAAUAAUCAGUCAUUCAACUGCUGCAUGGUCUUUUUAGCUAUUAAUACACAUUGUUGCUAUUGAAUUAA